AUUGCUAUAUAUUAAAUAAGGAUUUAAGAAUAUGACAGAAAAAUAUAAUUUUAUUGUCAUAUAAUGAGGUGACAAAUUAAAUAAAUAAUGGUUUGAAUGAUUAAGAAGGAUUGAAACAGCGAUAAAAUAAAGUUUAUAUAUUUUAAUUAAAACAAAAUGAAGAAAUAAGAUUGGAAAUUCAUGUAGGUGUUCGGGGAUAAGGCAUCUUCUGACAAUGUUAGUGACGAGGAUAUCAUUUCUGCAGUGCAAUUUGAAAGGACUGGAAGAUUGUUGGGAUUAGGAGACAGAGCUGGUCGAUUGAUAAUAUUUGAAGUGCCAUUGAGUAAGAAGAAAGACAAGGCUGAAUAUUAAUAUUUGACAGAAUUACAAUCACAUACAAGGGAAUUCGAUUUCCUUAAGAGUACUGAUAUAGAGGAGAAGAUUAAUCAACUUUAAUGGUUGAGAGCACAAGGCAAGAAUAUGUAUAUUUUGUCAACAAAUGAUAAAACGGUGAAGUUGUGGAAGGUCAGUGAAAAAAACGUAACUAAAGUUAUCAAACCAAGUGGGAAGGAAUUGGCAAUGCCGAAAUUAUAAGUUGUCGAGACUGGAUUGAUUCCAAGUGUGAGAAAAGUAUUUCCAAAUUUGCAUAAUUAUCACAUAAAUUCAUUGACUGCUUCAAGCAACGAAGAAUUUGUUUUAACAUCAGAUGACUUAAAAGUGUAUUUAUGGAGUGUUGAAUAACCAUCCAAAGCAUUCGUGGCUGUCGAUUUGAAACCAGAGAACUUGGAUGAGUUAAGUGAAGUGAUAACAUCCUCAACAUUUCAUCCCACAUUGGAUAAUUAAUUUCUAUAUACAACCAGCAAGGGAAUCAUUAAAUUAUGUGAUAUGAGAAAAUCAGGAAUCUGUGACAAUACGGCUAUUACAAUGGCAGAACCAGAAGAUCCAGCCAAAAAGAAUUUCUUUACUGAAAUAGUUACUUCUAUCUCAGAUGCUUGUUUUAGUCGAAAUGGAAAAUACAUAUUCUCAAGAGAUUUCUUGACUGUCAAAGUGUGGGAUAUUGCCAUGACCAAUAAACCUGUUGCCACUGUUCAAGUAUUCGAACCUCUUAAGUCCAAAUUAUGUGACCUCUAUGAAAACGAAUCUAUUUUCGAUAAGUUUUCAAUCCAAUCAACACUUGAUUCAAACAGUUUUGUUACUGGCAAUUUCAAUAGUACCUUCCAUGUUGUCGACAGAUUAGGUGAAUGCAAUUCCCAAUAUGAAUUGAAUUUCAAUAAGAAGACUGUGGUGAGACAGAUCCCGCCUAAAUAUUUCGAGAAUUUGGGAUCAUCUUAUGAUUUUAAUCGUAAAGUCCAGAAAAUCAGCAUGUGCUAAACCCAAAACCUUGUUGCAAUAGCUUGCCUCAAUUGUCUCUAUUUCUAUACAGCAUGACAAUUAAUAUAUAUAUAUCAUAUAGUA
Molecule: messenger RNA, 1434 nt
Organism: Paramecium tetraurelia
Lineage: Eukaryota; Ciliophora; Oligohymenophorea; Peniculida; Parameciidae
Exons: 4
Biological process (GO): peptidyl-serine dephosphorylation
Cellular component (GO): cytosol; protein phosphatase type 2A complex
Molecular function (GO): protein binding; protein phosphatase regulator activity
Source: RefSeq, a predicted model, not a curated record